AAAAUUGCGAAAGUUCUUCAACUGCCAACUGUUAUUUUAGUCUUUAUUAAGAUUUAUUAAAUUAGUUAUAUAUAAUCUUUAAGAUUAAUAAGUUAUACUUUUAGCUAAGGGUUAAGAAAAACCAUUAAAGUCUUUUAAACUAAAAAGAAACUGUCUUAAUUGCACCAAUAAUCUCAAUAAAAAUCACCAUGGAAGUCUGCCGUCUCUGCAACAUAUCCAAACCACAAAGAGAUUUAACAAGUCUCGAUGACAGCACGAGAGAAAUAACAAAGAAGCUCCGUGAAGCAUUUAGCAUUGAGCUCACAACGAGCCAAAAUCCAGCACAUAACUUCUGUUGCCGUACUUGUGUCAAAAAAUUGGACACAUCUCAUGAUUUUUAUCAACAAGUUGUGGAAAAUCAGAAGAAAUUCGAUGGUCUGAACUUUGAUCCAUUGAUCACGAUUGUUAAAUCUGAAGCUGAAGAAGUUAUUGACGAGGAUUAUGGUGAUUAUGAGGAGACAUAUGAUGAUGAUGAUGAUGAUGAUGGAGAUGAAGAUUGGUGUGAAAGUGGCACUUCAAGUAGUUUAAAAAAGAAGACUUCAUCUGAGAGUCAGCAAUCGACUCCAAAGGCAGAAAAAUUACUAAGCAAAAAUCCGAAAAAGAGAAAAUUUGACCAAAUAGAUGGUUCAUCAACAGGAGAUUGCAUCAAGCUGAUUCAAUUUACAGCCAAUGAAAUUGAUGACUGCACAAUAGUUGAAGAUGGACACAUCAAAUUCCUUCAGAAACGUCACUUCAACACUCAAGGAAAAACUCCUUAUCUUAGAUAUCUUUGUGAUAAGCUCAAAGAUGCAUCAGCAACAAAAUCAAUAUUUAAGGUCAGUGAAGGCUUCAAGGCAUCUGGAAAGAAGAAUAAAGUUUGUUAUGUAUUUUGUGAUCACCGAUAUAAAAUGCCAGUCAGUUUUGUGGCAUUUGAACAUCAAUUUGGAAGUCCAUUAACGAUGAGAUGGAAAGUUGAAUGCAAACUUUGUUCUGGACAUGAAAAAAAUGAAAAAAAAGAAAAUUUGGAACCACGUAAAGUCAUUUCUUAUGAUCCAGCAGCGACUGAAAAUGUUGAAUUUAAGAAGGCAAUGAAAAUUCUUGCUGGAAGUCUAAACACAGUUUUACUUGGAAUUGAGCAUAAAUGCUUGUCAGAUCCGAAUCCGAUGAAGGUUUUGUAUAAAAAUAUUGCAGAAUUCGGAAUCAUUGCGAACUCGGCAAUUGUUGAUACUAUUUUUGCUCUACAGCGGACGAGUUAAAUU
Molecule: messenger RNA, 1277 nt
Organism: Chironomus riparius
Lineage: Eukaryota; Metazoa; Arthropoda; Insecta; Diptera; Chironomidae
Source: the annotation of a GenBank genome assembly